Messenger RNA from Cooperia oncophora, 1752 nucleotides. Lineage: Eukaryota; Metazoa; Nematoda; Chromadorea; Rhabditida; Trichostrongylidae. The record is from the annotation of a GenBank genome assembly.
AUGCCACGAUCGUGUACCGUUGGAGCGUUCAUCACCUGUCCGAACGGCUAUAGCUGCCAGAGCACACAGACCGAGUUCACUACUGGUUACUGCUGCAAAGGAGAAGUAGCUUCGGCUUCAGACGGCUGCCCACCAAACGAGUUUGUCUACAUGAAGGACGGUCAAAUCGCUGCUUGCGAUCCAUUCAACCCACCAAACGCGCCCUGCCCGAAUGGCUACUCCUGCCAGUGGUCGUUGGCUAAUCAACGCUAUCAAUGUUGUGGCUCAACGCCAAUCACCACUCCAAAAUCCAUCGCCGCACUCGGCUGCCCGAACAACCAAGUGGCCUAUCGGGAUGCGGCCACGAAUCAGCCACGAAUCUGCACGGCCGCUUCACAGAACUGUCCUACGGGCUAUUUCUGCCAGUUCUCAAAUGCCAACAAUCAGUUCCAGUGUUGUGGAAUGUCCGGUGGAUGUCCGAACGAUUCAGUGGCUUUCAUUGGAAUCACCGGUGAAGCGCAGAGCUGUGCGAUUGGACAGAGCAGCUGCCCCAAGGGAUACUCGUGCCAGCGCAGUCUUACUGGAGCGCAGUUGUGCUGCACAACAAACGAACAAGUCUGCUCGGAGAAACAAGUCGCUGUUGAUGGUCAAUGUCUGAACCGUGUCUCCAUUGGUGAAUCCUGCACCAACCAGGUGCAAUGCCCAACCAGCGCUAUCUGCCGAGCUGGCGUUUGUGCAUGUCCAGACAAUCAGAACUACGUGAAUGGUAUCUGUCAAGCCGCCUGCGGUGACAACGAGGUGGACGUGAAAGGCACGUGUCUUCCCAAGGUCGAAAUUGACGAGGCGUGCGAGGCCGACGAGCAGUGCCAAGGCGGUUCUACAUGUGACGGUGGCGUUUGUGCCUGCCCCGCAGGAGAGGAGAAAGUCGACGGUGUUUGUGUGAAGAAGAUGAAAUCACGGAAAAUCACCACCUGCCCUAUAGCCGGCCAGACGCCGUACAUCGACAGAAAGACCACAAAUGCCCGCUAUUGCGACCCGUCCUCAAGGAACUCUUGUCCUCGCGGCUACAGCUGUCAGUUCUCUGAAACUGCCCAGCAGAACAUCUGCUGCGGUGGCGGCGGCUCGGAAACUCCGACGCGAUUCUCAAAAAUCACAGAGCCGGGCGCACCUGGUCCAGACCCGGAAAUUGAGAGUGAAACAGACGCUCCCGUUCCAGCGACCACAUCAGCUCCAGAAGUCUGCGAAAAAGGCUCUGCCUAUCUUAUCAAUGGCAAACCAAAACUCUGCACGAAUAGUCCAUGUCCAUCCGGCUACAAAUGCACGUUUUCCAGAGUCAGCAAGAACUACUACUGCUGCUCUGCAUUCGCGGCCAAUCACGGCUGUCCCACUGGCGUUGCACUGCUAUUCCCUUCAACUGGUACACCUGUGCAGUGCAGUAAUGCCGGCACGACGUCCUGUCCUGCUGGAUAUCGAUGCGUUCGCAGUACGACCACUAAACGGUUCCAAUGUUGUUCGACCAGUGACAACGCCGUCAGAAGGCCUGAUCCAAGAAAUCGUGUCAUCAACAACAAUAAUAACAACAACAACGCCAAUAACAAGAGCGCGGCCACAGGACCAUGUCCUGCUGGUCAAGUCCAAGUGCUUCGAAUCGUUGGCGAACGUAUCGUGAAGAGAUGUGAAACCUCCUGUCCACCACACCAGGUUGCCGUACGUGGUAUCUGCCGUGACAAGUACCAUUCCGACGAUCCAGUGAGCAUGAAUACCUUGCCAUAA